ACACAAUAACAUUACUGGCUCGUCGUGUCGGCACAAACUAAUAAUCUAUAGUUUAGUUUCAGACUUUAAUAUUUUCAUGGUGGACUAAUCAGUGAUGAUCCACAGCAGCUUGUAAGAACUGGAUAUAUCACUAAGUAUGAAUAACUGUGAAACUGUGACAGACAUUACUCGGAGACUCUUACAGGCCCAUUUGGAGUUACUAAAGGCGCAACUUAAUUUACAGUUACUGCUUGCAAAAUGCAAAAGACAAUCAGAUGAAAGGGACAGAUUGAUAAAGGUUGCAAUAGAAAACUGCAAGAAUUUCACUGUUCUGCAGUGGCUGAGAGAAAAUGACGAGUCUGACAACUUCAGCAAACUUGUAGACAUGUUUAAUUUCUGGAAAAAACACAUUGAUGAGGAGGAAAAGAAGAACCACAGUGACAAUGUUCACAUCACCUUUGUGGCACACGGAGCAAUCAGAGACUUCAUGAUUCCAGCCAGCUGUCUGCUGCCUCUACCCACCAUCACUGAUGUGGUCCUGUAUGCUCCCUGGAACUGUGUCACAUGUGGUGAUGUAUACGGUAUUGCAACAGGCAAAAUAAAACCUCAACACAGAGUUUUCUGCUGCAGGAAAGCAAAAGGCUGUACAAUUCCUGAUGAAAUGCAUCAACCUGUCAAACUGCCAGACCACUGGAACUCAAUGAAGAACGCUGGAGGAUGCAAGAUCCCAAACAUCACCGUUAGCCCACUUCGACCAGAUGAUGGUGUGUGGGAAAACUAUGGACUUUGCACAAAAAAACAUGGCCAACCAGGCAGAAACCGCAUUGUCAUCCCGUUCAUUCUCCCAGGAGAGGAAAGUGAAAGUGUUCAGUUCUCUGUCGUCAUGUUGGCCCUGUCCCUUGUUCUCCUGUCCUCCAGGUUUAAAGCCACUGUCCACUUAUGUGCCUGUCUAGGUGAUCAAUCUGCUGGACAGAAAUUUGACAAGGAGCAACUAAAGAAGCAGUAUGCCUACACUAUUGACAACACCAUAAUGACAGUUUCACCAGACAUGCUCAAUGAAUCAUGCAUAGUUCUUUGAAGCGUUGAUUUGGUGGUUAGAUAUCCUUCAUUUCUUGGUGGACACAAAGUUGUGGACAACUGAAUGAGAAAACAUUGAACUGAAAUUCAGAACAGGAGAAAUCUAUUACAACAACAAUGCUAUACUGAUAUUUAGGUGUGGUACGGCUAAGGCUAAUAAUAUAAGAUUAAAAUUCAGUGCAAACAUGACACAUCCAUGUUAUAUAAUUCAUCCUGAAGGGAACAUGUCUGUCUGGACCAAAUUAUAUCACAAUCCAUGCAAUAGUUGUUGAUAUAUUUCUGGGUCGCAGUGGAGGAGAAACAGAGUGUGUCAAGACACACUGAACAUGGCCCCAGCCGUGGCGCAACUGGCUGGGGCACCUGCAUCGCACGCCGGCGACCCGGGUUCGAUUCCCGCCCCGUGGUCCUUUCCGGAUCCCACCCCAGUUCUCUCUCCCACCUGCUUCCUGUCAUUCUCUCUACUGUCCUGUCCAAUUAAAUGCAUAAAAAGCCCAAAAAAUAACCUUUAAAAAAAAAUAAAAAAAAAGACACACUGAACAUACCCAUAUCUUGAUUAUUUUUACUCACAAGCUAGUUUCAGUGAAAAUAGAUAGAGGGUAGCUUUGUACAGCUGACAUGGACCAGGUGCUCCAGUUUGCACAUAGAGAUUUAUUUUCUACAAUAUUGCCCCUAGAGGUCUCUAAAGAGUGCAGCUCCAGGUUGCAUUUGAUUUUCAGGACACAUUUACAGUGUCUGGUAUUUUGGUUAAUUUAUACUGCUGUACAAAAUGAUUCGUUUGUGCCUUAUAUAAAUGUGAUUCAAAAGAUAAUUAGUGUUUUAUUUUACCAUAUGCAAAUUGGAUA
This is a messenger RNA of Sardina pilchardus (European sardine), 1898 nucleotides long. RefSeq lists its product as uncharacterized. The record is from RefSeq and is a predicted model, not a curated record. The transcript has 3 exons. The coding region runs from base 137 to 1057 and encodes 306 amino acids. Lineage: Eukaryota; Metazoa; Chordata; Actinopteri; Clupeiformes; Clupeidae.